This is a messenger RNA of Lethenteron reissneri (Far Eastern brook lamprey), 579 nucleotides long. It is a transcript of the gene VBP1, whose product is annotated as VHL binding protein 1. The record is from RefSeq and is a predicted model, not a curated record. Gene Ontology annotation, molecular function: tubulin binding. NCBI's taxonomy places the organism in Eukaryota, Metazoa, Chordata, Hyperoartia, Petromyzontiformes, Petromyzontidae. Gene Ontology annotation, biological process: tubulin complex assembly; protein folding; microtubule-based process. Gene Ontology annotation, cellular component: prefoldin complex; cytoplasm.
ACUCGGUGUGUGUGUGUGCGUGUGCUUGUGUGUGUGUGUGUGCGUCAGGCGAACGUGAUGCUGGAGUACGAGGUGAGCGAGGCUCGCUCGCUGCUCGAGCGUAAUCUGGACACGGCGACGCGCAACAUGGAGCAGCUGGGCACCGACCUGGACUUCUUGCGGGACCAGUUCACCACCACCGAAGUCAACAUGGCGCGCGUCUACAACUGGGACGUGAAGCGGAGGCAGGCGGAGAGCAAGCAGGGCGGAGGCACCGUCGCCUAGACAACGCCACCGUCGCCUAGACAACGCCAUCACCUAGACAACGCCACCGCCUCCAUCGCUUUAAAUUAUGACGACUUCUACUUCUACUACGACUCCUCCGGCUGCUGCCGCCACGAGGCAGGGCUCGGCCUGCGUCAGCGCCACCGCCGCUGGUCACGUGGCCCACGUGGUCAGGGUGUGGUCACGUGGUCAGGGUGUGGUCACGUGGCUUGCCCCCCCCUUACCCCCUUCCCGCUCACCCCCCCCCUCUCGCCCCCCCCCCCCUUCUCACCCCCUCUCAACCCCCCCCACUCCCUGUCUCAACAUCCCCCUCUU